Molecule: messenger RNA, 594 nt
Organism: Quercus lobata
Lineage: Eukaryota; Viridiplantae; Streptophyta; Magnoliopsida; Fagales; Fagaceae
Product: bifunctional D-cysteine desulfhydrase/1-aminocyclopropane-1-carboxylate deaminase, mitochondrial-like
Exons: 5
Coding region: 1-594 (197 amino acids)
Molecular function (GO): D-cysteine desulfhydrase activity
Source: RefSeq, a predicted model, not a curated record
AUGGUUAAUGUGCAACCAGUGAUUGGUAAUGCAAUUGAAAAUCUGAUGCCACAAUAUGCUUUUCUGCAGUUUCACAUGUUGACUAUAGAGGAUAAAGUUCUAGAAAUGUUGAAUUUCAGUGGGGGCACAAUUGCUGGUCUAUCAUUGGGAUCAUGGCUGAGUAUACUAAAGUCAAAGGUCCAUGCAUUCUCAGUUUGUGAUGACCCUGAUUACUUCUACGACUUUGUUCAAGGCCUACUUGAUGGACUUGAAGCAGGUGUUGACUCACAUGAUAUUGUUAACAUUCAAAAUGCCAAAGGUCUGGGCUAUGCAAUUAACACCCCUGAGGAGCUUAAAUUUGUUAAGGAAGUUACUUCAGCGACUGGUGUUGUUCUUGAUCCAGUAUACAGUGGGAAAGCUGCUUAUGGAAUGAUAAAAGACAUGACUGAGAAUCCAAAGAAGUGGGAAGGCAGAAAGAUCCUAUUCAUACACACCGGUGGACUUUUGGGUUUGUUCGACAAAAUUGAAGAGAUGAAUUCACUUGUUGGGAAUUGGAGUCGAAUGGAUGUCCAUGAAGACAUUCCACGGAAAGAUGGUAUUGGAAAAAUGUUUUAG